Molecule: messenger RNA, 2969 nt
Organism: Haliaeetus leucocephalus (bald eagle)
Lineage: Eukaryota; Metazoa; Chordata; Aves; Accipitriformes; Accipitridae
Gene: MICU2
Product: mitochondrial calcium uptake 2
Exons: 13
Coding region: 1-1221 (406 amino acids)
Biological process (GO): calcium import into the mitochondrion; mitochondrial calcium ion homeostasis
Cellular component (GO): uniplex complex
Molecular function (GO): calcium ion binding
Source: RefSeq, a predicted model, not a curated record
AUGCUGCUGGUGGUAAAAUUGUUCCAUGAGUUGGUCUACAGAUACAACCAUCUUUCUGCAUGGAUUUUUUUUCUGUUUCAGAAGGAAGAUGUCAUUAAUGUGGAAAGGGAUGAAAGACUGUCUCUUCGGAAGCAUCGCUUCAUGCAUUUCGCAUCAUUGGAAUAUGAAGGAGAAUAUUACAUGACACCAAGAGAUUUCUUGUUCUCAGUAAUGUUUGAUCAAGUUGAACCACCAGGGUGCCAGAGGCAGUAUUUCCACAGUAAAGUCCUAUCUGUUGGGAAGGCCUCAGCCAAGAAGCUGACAAAAAAGGAGGUAGAUGCUGCACUACUUUGUGUUGCCAAAGCUAAACCAGGACCAACCUUUUUCAGAGAGCUUGGUGAUAAAGGGUUGAUAUCUUACGCAGAGUACCUAUUUUUGCUGACAAUCCUUACAAAACCCCAGACUGGAUUUCAGAUUGCCUUUAAAAUGUUGGAUACAGAUGGCAAUGAACAAGUUGAAAAGAAAGAAUUCUUUAAGCUGCAGAGAAUCAUUGGGAAGGAAGAUGAUUUGAAAAUAGCUGGAGAUGAAGCAGUAUUUCGGGGAGUAGAACUGGAAAGCUGUGGUGUUAAUACCAUGUUGCUGGUACAUUUCUUUGGAAAAGAAGGAAAGGAAAAACUUCACUAUUCUGAGUUUUUCAGAUUCAUGGAAAAUCUGCAAACUGAAGUCCAAGAAAUGGAAUUCAUAAAGUUUUCAAAGGGUUUGAACGUCAUGAGAAAAGAAGACUUUGCAGAAUGGUUACUGUACUUCACUGAUGAGGAAAACAAUGAAAUUUACUGGCAGAAUGUGAAAGACAGAAUUGAAGCAGGAGAGAAUAUCAGUUUGGAGGAAUUCAAGACUUUUUGCAAGUUUACAAAUAACCUGGAAGAUUUUUCUAUUGCCAUGCAGAUGUUUACUGUAGCCAAUCGUCCUGUUAAACGGGCUGAGUUCAAGAGAGCAGUGAAGGUGGCAACAGGACAGGAGCUCUCAGAUAAUGUUUUGGAUACCAUCUUCAAGAUUUUUGAUCUAGAUGGAGAUGACUGCCUGAGUCACAGCGAGUUUCUUGGAGUCCUGAGGAACCGAAUUCAUCGCGGUUUGAGGGUACCGCAACAGCAAGGCAUUCAAGGUUACUGGAAGUGUGUGAAAAGAGAAAGCAUUAAAGGAGCCAAAGAAGUGUGGAAGCAAACUGGGAAAAGUCCAUUUUAAAGCAGUCCAUUGUUCUUUUGCUAUAAAUGUUGUUGUUUAGGGGAGUUUGUCUGUCCUGUUUACAUAAUAGCUGAAUCAAAAAUACUCCUUUUUUUUUACUAUAGUUAAAGUUUAAUUAACCCAGUUUCUAAUGCAAUAAUUUUAUAUUGUUCUAGUGCAAUCAGUUUGGUUUACAGAACUGUUAUCACUCCAUACAGAGGCACUCUUGUUCUAAGGAAUAGUGUUGUUUACUCCUCUCUGGAGUCUGACCCUGCACUGUAGCAUACAACAUACGCAGGAUUUAAUAGUGGCCACUGGCAGGAACGUCACAGCAAUAUCAUCUCCUGUUGGAAGAAUGGACUUCAUCUCAGUUAGCCACUAACACAGCAGUUCUCUUUCUCUGGCAAGGACAGAGUUCCAAAAGGCGAAAUCACUUGCACAAUCCACGCAAAUCAAGUUAUCCUAAGUCAAAAAGGAAAAUUCCCAUGGCUCAUGCCCUCAUUACUCUGAACUGCUCAUGUAGUAGUUCCUGGUGGAUGAUUCCACCAGAUCCUGUGUGGAUGUCUGGUUUGUCUACCUUCAUACUGAUAAUACUAAACUGGAAAAACAAGACUGUUGAUACAGGCUUUAAAAGUUGUACAUUGAUCUAUGAAUGUGCCUUGAGUCUCUCAGACCUCUUCAACAGAUAAUAUAAAUAAGAAGCAAAAAUCCUCAUUCUAUCAUAAACAGCAGUAGCUACAAUUUGAGUCAUAACUAUUUUGCUUUAAUUGUAUUGCAGAAGGUGAAUGUGUAACAAAUAGUUGCUUUAUCGUACUAAAGGUUGUGACAGGGAAUGGUGCAGUAUCUCAGGAAUUCAAGGUUAUAAUAAGCAAGAGUUGGGGGAAUAGUAAGUCCAAUGAAAAAGCAAAUACAAAUGUUUAUUACUCCAAAGUGCAAAGUUAGACAUAAGAUCUUAAACAGUAAAACAAGGAACAGAUCAAAAUUAAUAUUUAGCAAUUAUAGAUGAACUUUUUUUAGCUAUAACAUAGUGUGCAUCUAUGUAUACACAGGUGUGCAUGUUGCAUGUUUUUUCUUUCUUAUAACCUUAGGAGCCAAUAGUCCCAGUUCCAGAUCAGUCUUCCUGGUUGGCCACUAAAUUUAGGAGAUAGACUUAUAUGUAAAGCUCUCAGGGUUCUUCCUCUUUCCCUAUCUCAGUUGUCUGACUCGGCUUGGCUGGGGUGAAAGCUUAACAUCUCAAGGUAGGUUUGUGAUAACAGGCUCAAAAGAUGGACUAGGGAAAUGUCUCAAGAAAAACAACCAAGAAAUCUCACCACUCUGUGAGGAAGUAUCCAUCCCGUUUAAGCAUGACACUAGCUGUGUUGUUCUCAAAAGUCAUAUAUAAGCUCAACAGGAGGUGUUUUGUUGUAAUUUCUUUGGGGUUUGGUGGGGGGAGUCUUGAGAAGAGGGGAACCUUCCAUGAUAGAUAGACAUCAGAGCAGCCCUCACUCAGAGGGAUGGGAAAAACCGCCUUAGGAAAUCAUGAAGAUCCCACGUAAGGAGUACUGAGAUUACAGAGAGUGUAUUUGGUAUGUCGGUAGCCGUCAGGCAGGCUUGUGCUGAGGAGGAGUCCUACCGCCCAAGCCUCAGUGUGGUGAUCUCUCCUAGGGAAAUAGAGUGAGAAGCUAGCAAAGCAGCUCUUCUCUCCAUGGCCUUCAUUUGGAGCUUUCAUUACAAUUGUGUUAAAGAAAAAAAGGCUUGUAUUCUUGUCAUCUGUCGACAGGCACCAGUGA